AUGCCCUGUUCCGCGAGGAGCUCUGGUCGAAAACAUCAUCCCCAAAAACUCUCCAUCCCUCGCCACUGGCGACAGACCUACGCUGUGGCUGCUUCGGCUUGUGGCAGGUGCUGCGUACUCUUUGUGCGUGUAUUCGCUGUUGUGGGCUUGGUAGAUGGCUUUAACCGCAGAGAUUGUUCGCAAGGUAUGGGAUUAGCAGAUACAGCUAAAAAGAACUUUGGUGGUGGAAACACUGCUUGGGAAGAGAAGACGCUGUCAAAGUAUGAGUCCAGUGAAAUUCGUCUUGUAGAGAUAAUAGAGAAUCUGUGUGACAGUAGUAACUUUGAAUGUAACAACAUGGUAGAAGAGCAUGAAGAACAUAUAGAGAAAUGGUGGUUCAAACUAAAGAAGAAGUAUCCUGAUCUGUUUAAGUGGUUUUGCAUAGAAACAAUAGAAGUUUGCUGCCCUGCUGGAACUUAUGGACCAGAUUGCCUUGCUUGUCAUGGUGGAUCGGAAAGACCAUGCCAUGGAAAUGGCCACUGUGAUGGUGACGGUACCCGAGGUGGAGAUGGCUCAUGUAGCUGUAACAAGGAGUACACAGGAGAUUUUUGUUUGGACUGUUCUGAUGGAUACUUCAGUACCUUGAGAAAUGAGACUUAUUCUGUUUGUACAGCCUGCCACGCUGCCUGUAAAACUUGUACUGGUUCAAGUAACAAGGACUGCCAAGACUGUAAAGAAGGCUGGAUUAAAAAUGAAGAAGCAGCUUGUGUGGAUAUAGAUGAAUGUACUGGUUCUCCUUGCAAAGAUCACCAGUAUUGUUUGAACACAGAUGGAUCUUUCUCAUGCAAAGCAUGUGAUGCCAGCUGUGUAGGUUGCACAGGGGAAGGUUCUGAGAAGUGUAAGACCUGCGCACCUGGAUACAUGAAGGAAGAUGAAAAAUGUACAGAUAUAGAUGAAUGUAACCUUCCUGAAAAGGUCUGCGUGAAAGAGAAUCAAGACUGUGUUAAUACUUCAGGUAGUUACAAGUGUGUAUGUUCAGAGGGGUUUGAAGAUAAGGAUGGAACAUGCAUUCAAACAGUAAAAACAGGAGAGGAAGUGGAGAGUAAAUCAGCUGAGCCUUCACCUACUGGACAUGAUGACUUAUGAUCUACAUUCAGAACCAAAAGACAUUCCUAUCUAAAGUUUUAAAUUAUUGGACUAAGCAUUUGCUAGCUGACAUACUGUGGAAAUGGUAUUAAAUAUGCAGGUUUUAAAUGGCCAUUAAGAUUUUUUUUUUAAACAAUGAUAAACUGCUCUUUAAGCUGCAUUUCUUUAUUCUUAAAUGCCACUUUUUAUAUAAUUCUUCAAGAACAACACUCUAGAUAGGUUAGUAUAAAAUUUGAAGUAACAUUGUACCCAGAAAUUGUAAACAGUUUGCAGGUUUUUCAUUCUAGUGCCUACACAAAACUAUCAUCAUUUGGAAGGACUUAGUUGCACUUCAGUCUAAAUUUUUCUUGGAUUAUGAAGUUUGGUGUUUCUUGACAUGAGAAAUAUUUCUGUAAUUGAAAUACAGCUUUUAGAAAUUGUCAAAGGGAAUCUCUUUG
Messenger RNA from Egretta garzetta (little egret), 1562 nucleotides. RefSeq names its product cysteine rich with EGF like domains 2 (gene CRELD2). Bases 1 to 1125 code for a protein of 374 amino acids. The record is from RefSeq and is a predicted model, not a curated record. Gene Ontology annotation, molecular function: calcium ion binding. NCBI's taxonomy places the organism in Eukaryota, Metazoa, Chordata, Aves, Pelecaniformes, Ardeidae. The transcript has 10 exons.